This is a messenger RNA of Cryptococcus wingfieldii CBS 7118, 1419 nucleotides long. RefSeq names its product CMGC/CDK/CDK8 protein kinase. Gene Ontology annotation, cellular component: mediator complex; nucleus. The record is from RefSeq and is a predicted model, not a curated record. Gene Ontology annotation, biological process: protein phosphorylation. The transcript has 8 exons. The coding region runs from base 1 to 1419 and encodes 472 amino acids. Lineage: Eukaryota; Fungi; Basidiomycota; Tremellomycetes; Tremellales; Cryptococcaceae. Gene Ontology annotation, molecular function: RNA polymerase II CTD heptapeptide repeat kinase activity; ATP binding; cyclin-dependent protein serine/threonine kinase activity.
AUGCAUCUGUACAGGGCAAAAAGAGACACCGAAAGAAGAGGCGUGCUCAAGACCUACAAGAUCCUCGGCUUCAUCUCGUCAGGUACCUACGGCCGAGUCUACAAGGCCAUACUACAGUCUCCACCAAAGUCGAAUAUCGCCUCCGCCCUCCCCAGCUCAGCCCGGGUCGCCCUCUCAAUCUCAAAAGACAAACUGCCCUCGCCUAGUCUUUCAGACAAGUUCAUCGAGAAUGACCCUCUCAACAACCCAGAGAUGUGUAUGAGACCUGGGGAUAGGAGAGCGAAGAUGGGGGAUGUCUUUGCAAUCAAGAAAUUCAAACCAGAUAAAGAAGGCGAUGUCUUGACGUAUGCUGGUAUCAGUCAGAGCGGAGCUCGAGAGAUUAUGCUAAAUCGUGAGCUUCAUCAUCGAAAUCUCGUGUCGUUGCGCGAGGUCAUCCUCGAAGACAAGUCCAUCUACAUGGUAUUCGAGUACGCAGAGCACGACUUUUUGCAAAUCAUCCACCACCACUCACAAACCGCCCGAGUCCCAAUCCCACCUUCAACCCUCCGCCGCCUUCUUCACCAACUCCUCUGCGGCGUCCAUUUCCUGCAUUCGAACUUUGUUCUGCAUCGGGAUCUCAAGCCGGCCAACAUCCUCGUCACCAAUUCUGGUGUAGUCAAGAUUGGAGAUCUGGGUCUCGCGAGACUCUGGCAUAAGCCGCUGGCAAAAGGGGGUCUGUAUGGGGGUGACAAGGUCGUCGUGACUAUCUGGUAUAGAGCACCAGAGCUCAUCCUUGGCUCAAAGCAUUAUACUGCUGCUGUCGACAUCUGGGCUGUGGGCUGUAUCUACGCCGAGCUAUUGUCAUUGAGACCAUUGUUCAAAGGCGACGAGGCCAAGAUGGACGGCAAGAAGACGCUUCCCUUCCAGCGCGAUCAAAUGGGUAAAAUAUGCGAAGUUCUUGGCCCCGUCAAGCGCAAGUCUCUGUCUCCUGGCCUACUUUUCUUACUGACACUUGACUUUACAGCCGAGCAAUGGCCCGGCAUAGUACACAUGCCUGAAUACCGGACCUACCAAGCAACUGGCCCUUACCCCAACCCCAAUCCCUUGCCGACUUGGUACCACGCCAGAUCUCAGUCAACGGAAGGAUACGAUCUACUGGUAAAGAUGUUUGAGUGGGAUCCCGCGAGGAGGGUGACGGCGAAGGAUAGUUUGAAGCAUCCUUGGUUCCAGGAGGACGGAGGCGUAGCAGCCAAGAGUGUAUUUGAAGGAAGCAACAUUACCUAUCCAACCAGAAGAGUCACGCAUGAGGAUAAUGGUGAUGCCAAAAUGGGAUCCCUCCCUGCAUCUAUGGCAGGGGGUCCCAGAUUGCCUUCAAGUAGCAAUUUCAAACCCGCUAGCGCGACAAUCAAUCAGUCAACCCGGAAGAAGGCGAAAAUUUAA